This is a messenger RNA of Gaeumannomyces tritici R3-111a-1, 822 nucleotides long. RefSeq lists its product as hypothetical. The record is from RefSeq and is a predicted model, not a curated record. The coding region runs from base 1 to 822 and encodes 273 amino acids. Lineage: Eukaryota; Fungi; Ascomycota; Sordariomycetes; Magnaporthales; Magnaporthaceae. The transcript is spliced from 3 exons.
AUGGCCGACCAACCCCGCCCUACGCCUCCCCAGGCACCAGAGCCAACCUACGAGCUAGAGUGGGAGUCGCGGGUCCAGCAGCCCAAGCGCAGGAGCCGCCUGAGCCGUCUCUUCCCCAUCGGCGGCGGCGUCGCACCAGAGGAUCCGGAGGCCGUCGCACCCGCGCCACCGCCGCCGCCACCACGACGCCCGUCCUCGUUUCAGCGAAAACCCCUCACUGGCGCUACCACGCCGGCCGCUAUCCCAACCCCUGCCGCCCCGAGCACGAGCGACGACGACCUCGCCCAGCAGACCCCACUCACCAAGGAGGCCCAGCAGCAGCACCAGCCGCCCCUUGCCCGCGAUGGGGCGCCAGUAGUAGCGGGGCAGACGGAGCAGGAGCCAGCAAACAGCGAUAAGGCAGAGGCGGCGGCCGCGGGGGUUGGGGCAGCGCGCUCGAGCCCCCGGGCCCGCCUGGACUCGAUGAUGCCGCCCAACCGCAGGCAUGCGACGGCGCGUAUUCCUCGCCGCGGCCGCCGCCCUCCUCCUGCUCCUCCUGGCCCUCGUGCGUGCGGCGGCUCGCACGGCGACGGAGACAUGAUCGUCGCCGUGGCCCGGAGCGUCUUCGAUGCGGCCGCGAACGAGGGCGACGGCAACCCCAACAACAACCCCAUAUGUGGCAGGCGGAUCCGGGUCGAGCGCGGCGACGUGUCGGUGGACGUGGCCGUGGUCGACAGGUGUGAGGGGUGCAAGCCUACCGACUUGGACCUGUCGCCGUCCGCGUUCCAGAGGCUGGCGCGGGAGGGGGACGGGAGGGUUGUCGGGCAGUGGAGGUGGCUGUGA